AUGGCCCCAGAUCACAGGCAGCCGAUCCCAGGAGUCCUGGGACCUGGACCUCGGAAGCAGGAUGCCAUGGAGCCCUCCCGGAAGACUCUGGUCCAGUUCAUCUUUCAAGCCAGGUCACCAUUGCUGUUGGACAGCCAGCUGCGGCUCCUGGCAGCUCUGACCACGGAUGAGGCUGGGGCUGAACAGACGAUGGCAGGCAUGUCAGGUCGUGAUAUCUUAGCCCAUGUCCCAAGCCCCCACAUUAACAGCCAACUAGCACCCCUCCUGUGUGGCCCAGAUCCAGAAUCCCUUCCCCUGGGCCAGCAGCUCCCAGAAGGUGCACCCAAAAGAGAAUUCCGAGGGUACAGAUGUAACCAGGUCCUGACGCCCAAGGGAGUGAGCCUAGGCAGAGGGCAAAGGAAAGAAAAUCUUGGAGGGGAUACACCAGGGACUCCGCUGAGAAACGUAACUUGCCAACAAUACACGACCCAGAAUCACUACAUAAUGAAACCUUUGUCCAAAGAAGAAGCCAAGUUCCCUCUGGCAUAUGUCAUGGUCAUUCACAAAGACCUUGAUACAUUUGAGAGGCUCUUCAGGGCAAUUUACAUGCCCCAAAAUGUCUACUGUGUCCACGUGGAUGCGAAAGCUGCCUCAGCUUUCAACGAUGCGGUGGGAAGGCUACUGAGCUGCUUCCCAAAUGCCUUUCUGGCUUCCAAGACGGAGUCUGUGGUCUAUGCAGGGAUUUCCAGGCUCCAGGCGGACCUCAACUGCAUCAAGGAUCUGGCGGUCAGCGUCCCGUGGAAAUACGCCAUCAACACCUGCGGGCAGGACUUCCCCCUGAAAACCAACAGGGAGAUGGUUCAGUAUCUGAAAGGACUUAAAGGGAAAAACAUCACCCCGGGGGUGCUGCCCCCUCCUCAUAUCAUCAGAAGGACCACAUACGUGCACGUGGAGCAGAGGUACCAUUUCUUUUCCUUCCUGCUGUGGACUUGGAUUAAAAAAACGCCCCCUCCGCACAAUCUCACCAUUUACUUUCGCUCCGCCUACGUGGCCCUUACAAGAGAAUUUGCCAACUUCGUUCUUCAAGACCCGAGGGCCACUGAUUUACUGGAGUGGUCGAAGGACACCUACUCUCCUGAUGAGCAUUUCUGGGUGACCCUUAACAGGAUUCCAGCUCUGUAUCCUGAGCUUCUGUCAGUCAAGAACUUGCCCUUUGUGGAAAAUUUGAGAAUGCAGAGUUAG
Molecule: messenger RNA, 1221 nt
Organism: Phacochoerus africanus (Common warthog)
Lineage: Eukaryota; Metazoa; Chordata; Mammalia; Artiodactyla; Suidae
Product: N-acetyllactosaminide beta-1,6-N-acetylglucosaminyl-transferase-like
Biological process (GO): transforming growth factor beta receptor signaling pathway
Cellular component (GO): membrane
Molecular function (GO): acetylglucosaminyltransferase activity
Source: RefSeq, a predicted model, not a curated record